Molecule: messenger RNA, 3159 nt
Organism: Pimephales promelas (fathead minnow)
Lineage: Eukaryota; Metazoa; Chordata; Actinopteri; Cypriniformes; Leuciscidae
Gene: itfg1
Product: integrin alpha FG-GAP repeat containing 1
Cellular component (GO): plasma membrane
Source: RefSeq, a predicted model, not a curated record
CAAAGCCCUGCCGUAGAACGACGUGCCGUGUUCCGUUUUGUGAUGAACCAGGCUAACAGCAAAAUGUUGCUGUCAUGGGCUUGUUUUUUGACGUUAUUAUUAAGUUUUGUCGGACAAUAUGUCACGUUUGCAUUGCAGGACGUUACUAAGGAUUUAUUUGCCCUGGAGAAUUAUGGUACAGUAGCGGCUUUCGGUGACUUCAACUCUGAUAAACAGACUGACAUUUUCAUCAUCAGGAAGAGAUCUGAACUGUUGAUUUUCUUGGCUGAUCUUAAACCUCCUUAUUACAAACCUAAAGUCAACCUGACUAAAGAGGUUAUCUCUAGUGACUUCAGCAUAACUAGUGUGGUCCCGGGUGAUUAUGAUGGAGACUCUCAGAUGGAUGUGCUUCUCACUGGCCACCUAAAGGACUCCCCAUUGACAACUGUCUUCAUCUUCUGGGGACAUAACCAAACUUUGGACCUGAAUGAUAGGGUAGAGAUUAACAGGACCUUUACUGAUCAGCCCCUUGUCAUGGACUUUAAUGGGGACAUGAUUCCAGACAUUUUUGGAUCUGUUGGAGGUUCAUCAGAGGUUUGCUAUCUCAGGGCAAGGAAACAAAACUGUGAGAAUGCUCUCGGAUCUGAUGUCAAAAUGCGCAUCCCUCAUUCCAAUGCUUUCAUCGACCUUAACAAGGACUUCACUGCCGAUUUGCUCCUCACCACCGAAUCAAAUGAAUUUGAGACCUGGAUCAAUAAGGACGGGAACUUCAUUAGAAGCCUGCAUGGAAAAGCACCGAACGAUGCAAUUAAAGUGGGUCAAUCUGCCUUCGUAGACUUCGAUGGUGACGGCUCCCAAGACCACCUAUUGCCGGUCUGUAUGGAUGAUGCAUGUGGCAAAAGUGCAAUUUACCUAGCCAAGACUGGAGAGACAGAGCCCUUUUGGGUGCCGGUGCUAUUGGACUUCAGUAGGAAGGAUUCUGUGUGGGGCUUUGUGCCCCCUCAAGACAGUUCCACUUCGGGAGAACAGCAAAUUCCCAUCACCCUGCACUUAGGAGACUAUAACCUGGAUGGCUUUCCUGAUGCCCUUGUCAUCCUUCGUAACACCAGCAGUGGCAGCAAGCAGCAGCAGGCAUUCCUGCUGGAGAACGUGGCAUGUAAUAACGCGAGCUGUCGGGAGGUGGGCCGCAUGUUCAGUGUGCGUUGGGAACAGUCAGACCUCAGUGCCAUCCCCAGGGCUGUUGUGGCCACUUUUUUUGACAUCUAUGAGGACGGUAUAUUAGAUAUGAUCGUGCUCAGCAAGGGGGAAAAGGAAGACCUCGUAAUCCACGCUUUGAAGAACAACUAUGAGGCCGACGCGUAUUUCGUGAAAGUGAUCGUUCUGAGUGGCCUUUGUUCCAAUAACUGUCCAGAAAAAGUUAAGCCCUUCGGCGUGAACCAGCCUGGCCCGUAUGUCAUGUACACAUCGGUGGACUCGAACGGUUAUCUAAAGAACGCUUCGGCGGGGCAGCUCAGCCAGUCAGCUCAUCUCGCACUCCAGCUGCCCUACACCGUGCUCGGUCUGGGGCGCAGCGCCAACUUCCUGGAUCACCUGUUUGUGGGCAUCCCCCGGCCCCCUGGAGGGAAGGAUGUGAGGAAACAGGAGUGGACCGCUAUCAUCCCUAACUCUCAGCUCAUCGUUAUACCGUACCCACAAGAUGACCCUCGCAGCUGGAGUGCGAAGCUCUACCUUACCCCAAGUAAUAUUGUCUUAUUAACAGCGAUUGCACUGAUUGGCGUCUGCGUCUUUAUUCUCGUCAUCAUCGGGAUACUGCACUGGCAGGAGAAGAAAGCAGAUGACCGUGAGAAGAGACAGGAGGCCCAUCGCUUCCAUUUCGAUGCCAUGUGAGAAAUUGGAGAGAUCGACACAGAGAAGAACGGGUCUGCUUUCAUUUCAGUGGUGUAUUUAUUUUUUAUUUUUUUCACACUGGAGCAUUUUUAUGCAUUAAAUGAUGUCUGAAAUCAGAGGAAUCCAUCAGAAUAUGAAUAGUUUGAACAGUGAUGUGCCUCUGUAGAUCUAUUGACAUCCGAAGAGAAAAGGUUAUGUUUCUGUCGAGUUUGUUUACAUGAUUCUAAACGCAUAAUUAUGUUUGCACAUUGAGAAGAAAGAAAAGUGUUUGGUGCCAUUUUCUGUACUUUGGUUUGGCAUAAACAUGUUACUAUAAAAGUCUUUCUUUGUAUUGUCGAAGUAACGGGUGAAGAUCAAGUGGGCAGAAACAGAACUGUUUUUGAAGGACUUAGAUAGUUAUCUGCCUUUGUGUGUAUGGAAUGGAUGUGACUGAACCACUUUACUAAAUAAACGCUUUGAAUCCAUGCGCUACACGAGGCCCCUGUUAACAAAAGUGUGCUCUGUAAACUAAUUUUAUUAGGCAUUUAGAUGUGUGGAACCAAAUAAAACUGAGUUAUUAGAAAUGGCAUCACUCUAUUACAAUAAGGUAUUGAUUUAAGGAUCAAAGCUCAGUGCCAACCUCUUCCAAAUGAUUCCCCAGAGUUUGUUUCAAUUCAUUUCCGGUGGAUGUAAACAUUCUAUAGAAAGUCCUCAACCCUAAUUGCUCAUAGUCCACAUUAAUCAGGUUGCUUCAUGUUCUUUUCUUCAUUUUGCAUUCAAGUAAUUCCCACUGUGUCUGUCUUACUGAUUGUUAGGCACAGUUAUCGAUACUUCAACUCUGGGUUGUUUUUCCGUUUGUCACUUAUGCCUUUGGGUAUUUUUCCUUGAUUUCUAUAGGUGGUUUUAUUUAUUUCUUAUACUUGUUUUUAAAACACUGUAACUUAAUUUUGUGCUGCUGAAGACUGUUUAGUGUGAAGGGUUUUGUUCUUAGCUGUAUAUAUCUGACAGGUGCUCUGAUCAAUGUAUUAAUUUAUAUGCUAGUCUAUUUUACCUUUAUAUGGUGCACUAUAUGCACAUUAAUUGAGCAGUUUCACUUCCAAAGGUAAAAUCGAUGGUCUAACUUGCAUGUUAUAUAGCAUGCAAUUUGUGCAGAUGGUUUUUGCUAAUUGUUUCUUGUCAGGUGUAUUGGUCCCAACAGGUUGUGUAUAUGUACUCUGUUUAAUCCAUUCUCACCAUGUUUUUGGUUGCUGUUAAUCAGUAUUUUUUUUUUUUAUGUUAUAUAAAUAAACAUGACCAAAUGCUUUAUUACCUUUA